Mycotypha africana is the source of this 744-nucleotide messenger RNA. RefSeq names its product P-loop containing nucleoside triphosphate hydrolase protein. Gene Ontology annotation, molecular function: GTP binding. The record is from RefSeq and is a predicted model, not a curated record. The transcript is spliced from 4 exons. NCBI's taxonomy places the organism in Eukaryota, Fungi, Mucoromycota, Mucoromycetes, Mucorales, Mycotyphaceae. The coding region runs from base 1 to 744 and encodes 247 amino acids.
AUGUUUGUCUCUAGUAACGCUUUCGAUGAAAAGAAUAUAUAUGUUUGCUCAGCUUUAGGAAGUGUUGGUACAGGAAAGUCGAGUCUUCUUAAUGCCAUUACUGGCGAAUAUGUAUUUGAAGUUGGCGAUGGAGUAGAUUUUACACCAUCAAAACAAUAUUGUCAUUUAAUAGAUACUCCAGGCUUCGUCGAUUCAAAUAUAGAAGAUCGCCAUACAAUACAUGAAAUUACCAAAUAUUUCAAGUCUCUACAAUAUGGGGUCAGCGCAUUUUUCUUGGUCUUUAACAUUAAUGAUAUCAGGUUGGAUGCUUAUACCCAAAAUAUGCUGAUUUUAUUCCACGAACUGCUUGGGAAAGACUUUUGGAAUUUUGUAAUUAUCGUAUUUACUCAUGUGGAUGAAGACGUUAGAGAUGAUUUAGAGGAUAACAUGGAUGCAGUACUCGAGGACCACGACGGGUUCGUUGCUGAGAUCAGAAGGAUCUACAAAUUACCCAAAUUAUUCCAGCCUUCUGUCAUAUUCACGUCUACUCAAAAUGUAAGAUCAAGUAGCUACACACGGAGAUAUAUAGUAGAAUUAUACCACGCAGUUGGCAUGUGCGAGGCUCGUAAUAAUGGAAAACGGUUCACCUGUACAUGGCUCCGACAGAUUCUGAUGAUUACUAAUGAAGAGCAAAAAACAAAUUUUGUUAAAGAAAGCAUUAGAGAAGCUUGGUCUUCCAUGUCCAAUGCUUGUCAAAUACAGUAA